AGUCGUUCGUUCAACUCUUGUAUAAGUACCACGAUUCCGAUUCGUUACGUUUCGUUUUACGUUUUUUUUUUUUUUUUAAACUUUAACAAUCAGAUGUUAUUAUUGUAAUUAUUAUUUUUUGACGACCGGCAAACGCGGUAAACAGUACUUAAUACAUUUCAUUUACGAGCGGACGAUAUCCAUUUUACAUUAUCCAUUACCCGUAAUAAAAUAUAUACAAUGCAAAAGACCGGGCCACGCGUUGAUUUAGCGCGUUUGUUGUAAACAACAUACAGCUGAAUAAUACUACGAUCGUAUUACACCUACCUAGUAAUAAUAAAAGAAAAUGUCAGAAUCUUUCAUCCGAACAAUCAUCACCAUCGUAUUCGACCGAACGACGGAAGCAGCAUAGAUCCUCGAGUAUUGGCCGGUGUCGGUGGUUGUGUGGUUUUCUUUAUUUUGUUCGUCAACGUUGAAAGGUAUAUGUUCCCGGCUCCCGACGCUGUUCAGACGACAUGCAUGCCAAGUCAAAUUACAAUCUGUACAAUUUACUGACUGGGGCCGUUACAAUAUUUGAAGAGCAGCCAUUGCAUGCAGGCAUCGUAGGAUUUUGUCUGAAAAGUUUAAAAUAACGAACGAGAAGAACUAACGUUAGAAGAGCGAUGAGAGAGACGUAUAACUGUUACCUACACGACCGAACAGCCGAACAGGACGAAGUGCAACAGACAUCUGAAUAUAUACUUUAUAUUAAAACGUUUUAAAAAUCCCAGCGAACAAGAUAUAGAGAAAUUGUGAUAAAGUAUGCAAAGAAUUAUAUUCGAUUAUGCAGUAUUUCUACUGCUGAUUGCGUUGUCAUUCGCAGUAUUCAUUUAUAGUAAAAUAACCGGCCCUAAAGAACAGACGAAAGCGAACUAUGUGUUCGCGUCCAAAGGGUCGGUUUCGAUGGGAGCGAUGCUCCUAUCCAUUACACGUGGAUUUCUGGGUGUCAAAGUCUUCCUCGGGUAUCCAUCCGAAUUUUACUAUAGAGGAAGCGGUAUGUGGGAAACCCUGUACGGAAUGUGCCUAGCAUUCCCGUUGGUUUUAUAUUUUUUCAUACCGGUAUAUUUCAAUCUCGGAAUUACUUCGGUUUAUCAGUACUUAGAUAUGCGAUUCAAAUCAAGACUUGUGAGGAGGCUGGCGUCUGCUACAUACUUUCUUAGAAGUAUACAGAACCUUGGCGUAACAGUUUUCACACCGUGCGUCGCCUUAAAAACUGUGAUGGGAUUGCCUUAUUGGUUUUCAAUCAUCUUAAUUACAUCGAUUGCCAUUGUUUUCACAGUAUUGGGAGGUCUGAGGUCAGCUAUCCUUGCAGACGCCGUACAGAGUUUAGUGAUGAUCGGUUGCAGCAUAAUGAUCAUUAUUCACGGAUUCUUUAUAGCUAAAGGUCCGCUGAAUGUGUUCGAAGUGACCAAGGAACGAGACAGACUGGACUUUUUCAAUUUCAACAUGGACCCCACGCUUCGUGUAUCGACGGUGUCCGCCACUCUUGGUCAGCUGUUCAUGACGCUUUCGAUGUUCGGAUGCCAACAAAAUCUUGUUCAACGCUAUUUUAGUAUGGACUCUCAGAAACAAGUUGAAAAGGCUUUGUGGCUAACCAUACCGUUGACGAUAUUCCUCUUCAGUCUAUCGUGGAUUGUCGGUAUGGUGAUAUUCACGGUGUACGCUGAUUGCGAUCCUCGAGCACUUGGAUACAUAUCGGAGAUCGACGAGAUCAUACCUUUUUACAUUGAAGACAGAUUUUACUUUUUGCCGGGUUUCAUGGGCCUCGUAUUGGCCACCUUAUUCAACAGUGGACUCAGUAUAGUGUCCAAUUUAAAUUCAAUCUCCACUGUUGCUUGGGAAGAUUUUGUCUCACAAAUACCAAUAUUCAAAGGUACCAGUGAAAAGAACCAAUUGUGGUGCAUUAAAAUCAUAAGUGUAGUUACUGGUUUUAUAGUUAUGGGUGUUGCGUUUAUUGUCGCACAAUCUUCAGGUGUUAUUGAUGCUUCUCAGCUAAUGACGUCCGCAACUAGUGGACCUCUUUUAGGAGUUUUUGUUUUAGCUAUGUUUUUCCCAUCGACGAAUUGGAAAGGCGCUGCGGCCGGUAUAAUAUCUAGUCACUUGGUGACCCUGUUUAUUGUUCUUGGAUCGUUAUCUAUCGCCAAAGAACCUAAUUAUCUGCCAGUGUCCACUGAAGGGUGUACGAAUACGACGUUCUCGCCAUACAUCGAACCGAUUUUUGAUAUACAGUAUAACCAAUACAAAAUGAGCUUUAUGAACAAAACCCACGACGACAUUUCCAGUGUCCUGUCGAUGCCUAAAGUCGAAUCGUCCUCUACAGACGAUAUACUGACAAUGUUGUACUCGAUAACUUAUAUGUACUACUCAUUAUUGGGCACAUUUGUAACAGUUUUCGUCGGAGUCAUAGUCAGCUACAUGACAGCCAUACGGACUCGUGAUGGCGUACAAUAUCAUCCACUUGGUUAUGAACCCAUACUAUAGAUUUUAAGACCAACCUUGUAAAAACAUGGCUACAUGCCAAUGUUUUUCUUUAGUUGUAUUUUUUUUUAUAUAGUGAUAAAUAUUUUUUUAUUUAUUUCGUUUUUAUUUCACGAGAAGGUUAGGUUAGGUUGAAACGUGUGAAACGUCGAUCGUAGUACGGGCUCGGCGGUCUGAGUUCGCUAAGUGUUUUAUUUAUGUUUGUUUUAUAAUUUAAUAAAAGUGUUUCCGACCAG
Acyrthosiphon pisum (pea aphid) is the source of this 2732-nucleotide messenger RNA. Its product is annotated as sodium-coupled monocarboxylate transporter 2. Bases 781 to 2499 code for a protein of 572 amino acids. Gene Ontology annotation, biological process: sodium ion transport; transmembrane transport. The transcript is spliced from 13 exons. Gene Ontology annotation, molecular function: symporter activity. The record is from RefSeq and is a predicted model, not a curated record. Lineage: Eukaryota; Metazoa; Arthropoda; Insecta; Hemiptera; Aphididae. Gene Ontology annotation, cellular component: membrane.